Candida dubliniensis CD36 is the source of this 4071-nucleotide messenger RNA. RefSeq names its product Msb2p (gene MSB2). Gene Ontology annotation, cellular component: cell surface; site of polarized growth; plasma membrane. The transcript has a single exon. Gene Ontology annotation, biological process: hyperosmotic response; fungal-type cell wall organization; cellular bud site selection. Gene Ontology annotation, molecular function: osmosensor activity. NCBI's taxonomy places the organism in Eukaryota, Fungi, Ascomycota, Pichiomycetes, Serinales, Debaryomycetaceae. The record is from RefSeq and is a predicted model, not a curated record. Bases 1 to 4071 code for a protein of 1356 amino acids.
AUGUUGGCCAAUGUUAAAUUAAAUCUUGUUACAGCACUUUAUGUUUUGUCAUAUGUCUCAGCCGUUAAUGCUUAUCAACAAAAAAAUGAAAUAAACCAAGCAGAUAAUAUCGACAAAAGAGCUGGUCCUAUUGGUAAUUUUUUCAGAGACUUUACCAAUAGUAUUUUUGGAAACCAGAAUCUGGAAGAUAACCAACCAUCAACACAUGGUACUACCCCCAGCACUGGAAAUUCUUUCAGUUUUUUAACCCCUUCUACUCAACAACAAACACCAGGUGAAACUUCAAACAAUGGUAACACAAAACCAUCUGUUGAGAAUCAAUCACCUUCUACUGUUGCUGCUGCUGCUGUGACUUCAUCAAGUCCCGUUGCUAGUACUAGUCCAGCCUCAACUUCUGAACAAAAGCAACAAGAAGGAAGUACUGCAAAAGAAUCAAGUUCGCCUACCACAACAGCAACUACUUCUUCCAAUAGCCCUGUUUCUUCCAGUUCUAAGGAUACACCAACAACAACUACUGCUCAGACUAGUUCUAGCAACAACAACAAUCAACAAUCAUCAUCAAAUGUAGAAGCUCCAUCAACAAGUGUUAACCAACCAAGCACAUCAGAAGUUCAGCCUCAAUCACAGCAAACUUCUACAACAUCAAGCACCCCAACUAGUACAGAAACACCAAACACUCCAACCAGUUCACCAACUAGUUCACCAACUAGUUCAACUACUCCAACCUCGUCAGAGGCACCAGCUACUCCAAGUACUUCAGAAGUAGCACCAACUACUCCAAGUGCUUCAGAAGUAGCACCAACUACUUCAAGUACUCCAACCACGUCGGAUACACCAACUUCUCCAACCACUUCAACUCAAGAAAAUACUACAUCAAGUUCGUCAACUAGUGUUUCCCAACAGACAACUUUAACAUCAUCAACUUCUCCAACUACUGGUCUGACUACAUCUACCAGUACCCCAGAGACAUCCGAUUCCCUUAAACCUAGUUCAACUUCUGUUGAAACUCCAUCAACUUCUGGUAUCGAACAAGAUCCAACUACUACUUCUAGUACUGGUACCACUUCAUCGGAAACAUCUAAACCAACUACCACUUCUGAACUGGCUGUAACAUCCAAUUCUCCAACUCAAGAAUCAACUUCUUUGGUUGACGCAACAACUAGUUCCUUGGACAGUUCCAAUACUCCAACACCCAACCCUUCCACUUCGGAAGAUCAACCAUCAACCAGUGCAAGUCAAGCUCAAACAGGUACCACUUCUAGUGCCCCAUCACCAGAGCCUACUACUUCAUCAGCUCCAGCAGAACCUUCUUCAAGUAAUGCUGAUUAUUCCGAUCAGGUUUUGCAUAGUUCAGAAACUACUUCAUUGGUAAACCCUACGGAUUCACAAAUUGAUAGUUCUUCCACUAAUGAUGCUGUUUCUCAAGCUACUACCGAGCUGACUUCCGAAAAUUCAUCUCCUACUAGUUCCUCUGUAACUGCCAGUGACGUUAAUUCAGCUCAACCAUCUUCAGUUCCAACUUCUAAUGCUAAUGCUGAUACUUCUUCUCUAGUUUCUGAACAGAGUUUAGCUACUGGAAGUCAAACUAGUCUUGAUACUACACCAGGUGCUAGUACAACUGCCAAUGAAGUAAGUGCUGAUACUGUGUCAACUUUUGCCACUGAUGGAUCUUCAGAUGCUUCUCAAACCAUUGCUGGAACCACCAGCAAUUCUCCUGAUGAAUCAUUAGUUACCCCAGCAGCAAGUACUUCUCCAGAUGUAUCUACAUUCCCAACUGGAUCUGAAAGUGGAACAAGUCUUGUUACUGGAUCUGACACCAGUAUCGAUACCAAUACAGUUGCUUCUGGAUCGACUAUUAAUCAAGACAGCAGUGGCAUUCUCACUCAGACACCUUCCCAGUCUAUAGUGUCACCAGAUACCGUUACUCCAACUGGCUCCUCCUCAGAUGUGGCUUCUGAUAUUCCUACAGGUUCAGCAACCACUAAUUCUGUUACUGGAACUGAAACUGGAACACAACCAGUCUCAUCAUUUGCUACAGAUGCCAGUGAACCAGCAUUUUCUAGUGAAUAUAAUCCUAGUGAAGGUACUACUAGUUUGGUGGCUCCUACCAAUUCUGAACUUAGUUCAGCUGUUACUGAUAGUGAAACUGCAUUAACUGGUAGUUCACAAACUACAGCUGAAACUACUCCAACUGCUAUUAAUUCUGAAUCGGUCUUGACAGGUAGUACUGACUCUGCUGCUACUGUUACUCCUAGUGAAUCUAUUUUGUCUGGUACUACCGAAUCUGCCGCUACACCUAUUCCAAGUGAAUCUGUUUUGACUGGCACUACUGAAUCAACAGGUACACCUAUUCCAAGUGAAUCAAUUUUAACUGGUACUACUGAAUCAACAGGUACACUUAUUCCAAGUGAAUCAAUUUUAACUGGUACUACUGAAUCAACAGGUACACCUAUUCCAAGUGAAUCAGUUUUAACUGGUACUACUGAAUCAACAGGUACAGCAAUUCCAAGUGAAUCAGUUUUAACUGGUACUACUGAAUCAACAGGUACACCAAUUCCAAGUGAAUCAAUUUUGACUGGUACAACCACCACCAGUGGUACUACUGCUGCAACUGGAACAUCUGUUUCUGAACAAAGUGGAGUUGAAACUGCAUUGUCUACACAAGCAACAACAGGCACUGAAGCUACAGUUACAAGUGGUGUUUCUCAGAGUGAACAAACUGGAACCUCAGCUGCUACUGGUGUUACCGAAUCAUCUGAACAAAUUCAAAGUGGUGCUACUACUACUAGUGCUGGUACAAGUACUGCAAGUGAUACAACAGCAGUUACUAAUGCUAGUGAAGCUUCAGCUGAAUCUCAAGUCACUACACCUGCUAGUGGAGCUUCUACCGGUUCACAAGCCACAACAACAGCUGCCACCGAAUCACAAGCUAAUACCAUAGCCACUGAAGCUUCUACUGGCUCUCAAGUUACCAGUGAUGUUACUCCUGCUACCGCCCCUUCAUCGGUUACUCCUGCAGACACCGCUGCUACUUCGAUAAUUACAUCACCACCAGCAUCAGCCGAGCCAUCAACCGAAGCUGCACCAAUUGCUGCUUCACCAGCAACAACAUCAAGUACUAAGAAUUGGUUGCCAUCUCUGUUGGUUAUUGCUGAAACCCCAUCGAGUAAUCCAAGCAAAAGUACUGAAUCCAUUGUUCAAGCUUCUGCCACGGCCGCAUCUACUUCAGGUUUACCAAGAGCUAUUACACCAGAAACCACUACUACACCAGGGAUUGAUUAUCAAGUUAUUACUAUUGGUUUCAAAUCGGCAUUGAACUAUCCAUUUGUCGUUGAGAAUUCUAUUUCAUCAGCACAAAUUUUCCAAUACUUGCCAGGAGUUUUGAAGUAUCCAUUUAAUGGUGACAAAUCAUUACAAGAUGUUUCUGUACGUCGUUUAAUUCCUUACACUGCAUCAAAUAUUGAUUAUACCAUUACUGUUGCUGAAGUUUAUUUCCCUAAGGAUAGCGUGAAAGCUUUAGGUAGUUUGAUUACUACUCCUGGGUCAGCUAUCUAUAGAAAUCCUGACAGUGUUUUACAAGCAUUGGCUUCUUUGAUUGAUAGUAGAAUUCCAUUGACUGGAUUAACUACUGAUGAUCAACAAGUUUCAGGUUCUUCAUCUGAUAAUAGUCCAUCAUCUAAUUCUUAUGGGUCAAUGGAUAUAGUUUCCAAUUCAAAAGUUGCUGAUAAAGGGAGAAUUGCCGGCAUAACCAUUGGUGCAGCAGCAGGAUGUGGAUUAUACAUGACAUUGAUGGUGUUGUUGUUUAGAAAGUUUAGAAAGAGUAAUCAAGCAUUAGAAUUACCAAUUACCGAUUCAGAAUCUAACUUAGGAUUCACAGAUGAAGAUUCGUCAAUGAUGGAAUCCUCAUCAGGAUUUUCUGCUAUUUUCUCAAGAAUUAAUCAUGGUGGAGUGUUGACUGGUGAUCCUAAUGGAGGAGAUGAUAUGAUGAUGAUGAAUAACAACAAUAAUCUUAGACCAAAUAAUAUUUCCGAGCCAGUUCAAGCAUCCAAUUCAUUGGGUUGGUACCAUUAA